This is a messenger RNA of Entelurus aequoreus (snake pipefish), 2249 nucleotides long. It is a transcript of the gene colgalt1a, whose product is annotated as collagen beta(1-O)galactosyltransferase 1a. The transcript has 12 exons. Lineage: Eukaryota; Metazoa; Chordata; Actinopteri; Syngnathiformes; Syngnathidae. Bases 414 to 2243 code for a protein of 609 amino acids. The record is from RefSeq and is a predicted model, not a curated record. Gene Ontology annotation, molecular function: procollagen galactosyltransferase activity.
AUAUUGAUAUAUAAUGUAUAUAUUGUGUUUUUUAUGUUGAUUUCAUAAAAAAAUAAUAAUAAUAAAAUAAAAUAAAAAUAAUAAAAUUAUUUCUUGUGCGGCCCGGUACCAAUCGGUCCGCGAACCGGUGGUUGGGGACCACUGAUUUAGGGGAUUAUUUAAAGAUGUAUUUUUUUCCAUUACUUUUGUCCCAUUAGAGCCUCCAUACAGUUCCAUCCCUUCUCUCCCGCAGGGCCCAUCCCCUUUAACAUGACACCCGUCUCGUCCUCCCCUUUAAAGCCCCAACUUCUGCAGCUUUUCUUUCAAUUUUUUUUUCCCCCCUUCUCGCCAAUGAUGUCCCCACAGCAGACCUAGUGUCCACCGACCAUUUAUCUAUCUAUGUUCUUCUCCUCCCUCCGUGUCGUGUGGAAACCAUGAGCGGAAUGCACGGCCUCGCCUCGCUGCUGCUGCUGCUGCUGUGCCGCUGCACUCCUUCCCGGGGAUACUUCGCCGAGGAGCGCUGGAGCCCCGAGUCCCCGCUGCUCGCUCCCCGGGUCCUGCUCGCCCUCAUCUGCCGCAACUCGGAGCACUCCCUGCCCUACGUGCUCGGCACCGUGGAGCGUCUGGACUACCCCAAAGAGCGCAUGGCUGUGUGGGUAGCGACCGACCACAACGAGGACAACACGACGAUCAUCUUGCGUGACUGGCUGGUCAAGGUGCAGAAUCUCUACCAUUAUGUGGAGUGGAGACCCAAAGAGGAGCCCAGUCAUUACGAUGAUGAAGAGGGUCCCAAGCAUUGGAUCGAGCCACGCUACGAGCACGUUAUGAGGCUCCGGCAAGUUGCGCUGGAGUCAGCCCGUGAGAUGUGGGCCGACUACUUCAUGGUGAUGGACUGCGAUAACCUGCUCACCAACCCCAACGUCCUGUGGAGCCUCAUCAGUGAGAAUAAGACGGUCAUCGCUCCCAUGCUGGACUCGCGUGCGGCUUAUUCCAACUUCUGGUGUGGGAUGACCAGCCAGGGCUACUACAAACGCACCCCGGCCUACAUGCCGGUGAGGAAGCGCGUGCGUAAAGGUUGUUUUGCAGUUCCCAUGGUGCACUCCACCUUCCUCAUAGACCUCAGGAAAGAGGCAUCCAGGCAGCUGGCCUUUCACCCGCCUCACCCAGAAUACACUUGGGCUUUCGACGACAUCAUUGUGUUCGCCUACUCGGCUCGACGGGCAGACGUGCAGAUGUUCGUAUGCAACAAGGAGACGUACGGUUUUCUCAGCGUGCCGCUGCGCUCCCACAAUACUUUGCAGGACGAGGCCGAGAGCUUUUUGCACACCAUGCUGGAGGUUAACGUGCGCCAUCCUCCAGUGUUGCCGUCCGAGUUCGUCCCUGCUCCCGCCAGAAAUCCGGACAAAAUGGGUUUCGAUGAGGUGUUCAUGAUCAACCUGAAGCGGCGCACCGACCGCAGAGAUCGGAUGCUGAGAGCGCUUCACGAGCACGAGGUCGCUUGCAAGAUCAUGGAGGCUGUCGACGGAAAGGCUUUGAACAUGAGCGACGUCCACACCAUGGGCAUCACCAUGCUGCCUGGCUACAGCGACCCUUACCACGGCCGCCCGCUCACCAAAGGAGAACUGGGAUGCUUCCUUUCCCACUUUAACAUCUGGAAAGAGGUGCUGGAGCGAGGCCUGCCCAUCUCGCUGGUGAUCGAAGACGACCUGCGUUUCGAGGUCUUCUUCAAGCGGCGCCUCAUGAACCUGAUGAGUGAGAUCGAGGACGAAGGACUGGACUGGGACCUGAUCUACAUCGGUCGCAAACGGAUGCAGGUGGAUCACUCCGAGAAAGCGGUGCCAAAUAUUCACAAUUUAGUGGAAGCGGAUUAUUCCUACUGGACUCUGGGCUACAUGAUCUCCUUACAAGGAGCACAGAAGCUUUUAAGAGCGGAGCCGCUAAAGAGAGUGCUGCCCGUGGACGAGUUCCUGCCUAUCAUGUACAACAAACACCCGGUGUCAGACUACAUGAAGCACUUUGAAAGCCGAGACCUCAAGGCUUUCUCAGCAGAACCCCUCCUGGUGUACCCCACCCACUACACGGGCGACUCGGGCUACAUCAGCGACACGGAGACGUCCACCGUGUGGGACAACGACAAGAUCCGCACAGACUGGGACAGAGCGCGCUCGGGGAAAACCCAGGAGCAGGCCGAGCUCAGCACCGAGGCCCAGAACUCCGACGUGCUCCAGUCGCCUUUGGACAGCACGGCGCGGGACGAGCUAUGAGACCCC